CUGUGGACCUAUCAAUAUAAGUCCUUGUAUUGCCUUCACAGCUGCAGAGCUUAUGAAAAAUAUAUCUUUAUUCCUAGAAUUGGUUUAUCAAAAUAAAACCUCUACUCGUCAUGAUUUUUCUAUUAAGAAACCUAUAUCAAUUUAUGAAGAUAUUAAUUUACAAGAUAAUCAAGUUGAAACUAUUAUACUUGAUAAUAAUGAAAAUUAUAUAGAUAAUUCAGUUAUCACACCUUUUGAAAUGAAUGAUAUAUUUGGAAAUUAUGAAGAACAUUAUGUCAAAUCAAUAGAUUUAAUUACUGAAAGCAAGAGAACUGAAGCUGAAAGCAAGAAAAUUGAAGCUGAAACCAAACAACAACUACUUAAACUAGAAAAGAAAAAGUUUAAAUUUGAGCAAAAGAAGUGGGAACAUGAAAAAGAAGAACACUUAUUUUAG
Molecule: messenger RNA, 433 nt
Organism: Scutellospora calospora
Lineage: Eukaryota; Fungi; Glomeromycota; Glomeromycetes; Diversisporales; Gigasporaceae
Source: the annotation of a GenBank genome assembly